Molecule: messenger RNA, 723 nt
Organism: Brassica napus (rape)
Lineage: Eukaryota; Viridiplantae; Streptophyta; Magnoliopsida; Brassicales; Brassicaceae
Exons: 2
Coding region: 1-723 (240 amino acids)
Source: RefSeq, a predicted model, not a curated record
AUGAACAGGAUAGAAAACAUUAUUGCUAGAAUAAAUUCCCUCUGCAGUGUGUUCCUUUGGAGAGGUGAUAUUGAUAGCCAUAACACUGCUAGGGUCGCAUGGGAGACAGUGGUCCUAACAACACAGCAAGGAGGUCUCGGCGUGAAGGAUCUUCAUACAUGGAACAAAGCAUGCUGUCUGAAACUAGUGUGGCUUCUGUUCUUUAGAUCAGGAUCAAUGUGGGUGGCUUGGUUCAGAGAAGUUGUACUCAAGGGAUCGAUCCACAACUACUGGACUACAAAGCCAAAGGUUUCAUUCUCUUGGCUCGCAAACAAGAUCCUCAAACUUAAAGAUGUUGUCUACCCAUUGAUUAAACUGCGAUUGGAGAAUGGACUAUCUGCUAGAUUUUGGCAUGACAACUGGUCCCCCCUAGGAAAUGUUGCUACACUGCUGAACGCUCAAUCAUCAAGGUUAGGCAUUCCUCAACAAGCAACAGUGGCCUCACUAUUCCGUAAUGGAUCAUGGCGUCUUCCACCUGCAAGAUCAGAGCAACAGCUACAACUUCAAGCACAUUUAACUACAGUCAACCUCACAACUGAGCCAGACUACUUUGAAUGGGAGAUAGAAGGAAGGAUCUCUAGCAAGUUCUCUACUGGUGAAGUGUAUCAUUACCUGAGACGGGCGCAUGAUGAGCUCCAGAAGAUGCUCCCUUACACCCUCACGCAACUGGCCCGACGCGCUUAA